AUGACCAAAAAUGAUAAGAACUUCUGUUUGUUCAAAGACUUAUCACCACUACAAUUGAUACUUUUAAUCAUAAUUAAAUUGUAUUCGACAACAUCAUUACGACCAGAAAUUUUAAUACAAUUAACAAAAUUAAUUGAAAACAAACAAUCAAUUACCGAGACAAAUGAAUUAAGAAUAAUAACUAACUUGAAAGAACUAUGUGAUUAUUUCAAUAAUGAAUAUUUCACGUCACUACUAAUUGAUAAAGUUUGGGAGAUUAAUUCAAUGGAGGAUUUAGAUAAUUUAGUUAAAUCAAUCAGUGAAUUAGUUAUAAUGAAACCAUCAUCAAUUUCAUCUACUCCAACAUCUAAAAAAUUUUUAAAUAAUUCAUUAUAUGGAAUAUUCAUAACUCAAGUCUGUACAUACUUUGAAAUACUAGAGUAUCAUGCAAGUCUUUGUUUGUAUCAACUGUUUAUUGAAUUUAGAAAAUCUACAAGAGAUAUAAUUGAUAUUGAAUCAAAUGAUACAAAUCUAGAAGAUGUAUUAAAUAAUCAACUACAGAAAAUGGGAUUGAAAGAUCAGGAAUAUACAUCAAGGUCCAAAAAUGAUUUAGAAGAUUUAAUUAAUAAGCAAAUUUCAAUUUUGGAACAAUUUGGUACACCUACUCCAACAUAUAUCAAAGAAACAAUGAAAUUAAUGACAUCCCCAGCAAUAGUUGGAUCAACCCAAAGCAUGUCCUUCAACAACAUCCCUAGUUAUUCAUACCUACGAUACUUGGAAAACUUAUCAGAGUCAAACUAUAACGAAUCAAUUGACUCGCUACAUCAAUAUUUCGAUUAUAUGGUAAGUAAUAAUUCCAAAUAUUUUUAUCAUUUUGCAUUAAUUUCCAAGGCGUCAUUACAUCAAUAUUUUGGUGAAGAUCAAAAAGCAAUUAGUACUAUUGAAGAAGCUAUUAGUAUUGCCAGGGAAAAUAAAGAUAAUUCUACUUUAACUUAUAUUUUGAGCUGGUUUUAUAAUUUCAUGCAUAAUAAACCUCAUUUAUGGAAACAACAAACUUUAUUUAACAAAAGUAAUGAAGAUCAAUUAUUGGACUUUUUAAUUAAAAAAUCAUCAACUAUUAAUACCCUGUUAUAUGCGAUAAAUUUGGGAUUUGAAACAUUACAAAUGAUGAAUAAUGGUCAACUGAUUAGUUUAUAUACUGGGAACAUGACAAAAACUUUAUUUACGGCUGUUAAUGAUGUAAAACCUACAUUUAUACGAUGUGCUGAAAUGGCAUCGAUUGUAUGGGAUAGAGUUGGGGUAACAGUAUUAAGUGAUGUUUAUAAUGAAUUAGCUAUUGAAUAUUCCGAAAAAUCAUCUGACUCAAUAAGAUUGAAAGCAAAAAAAUUAUAUCAGCAAUUUUUAAGAGGUGAUACAACCAUCAAUCUUGAUAGCUUAAUACUCAAUGUAUCUGAUCAUUCAUUAUACAAUGCCAUUCAAGUAAGAAGAUUGAUACUACAGAUCCAUCAAUACCUCAAUAGUAAUCAAACAAGAAAAGCAAAAGAGAUAAUGGAAUUCCUACUAGAUAGCGAAAUCAAGGAUUUAGAUUUAAAAAAUGAUAUUUUGUUUCUUGAUAUAGAAAUUGAAAUGAGUAUUGGGAAUUAUUCAAAAGCAUUAGACAAAAUAGUUUUAUUUAAGAAUUCAAAUAAUUAUUUAACUAUAAAAUUAAGUAUUUUAAAAUGUCAAAUUUUCAAUAAAUCAGGUAAUACACAUCGUUGUUUAUCAUUAUUAAUUCAAUCUAUUCAAUUAAGUAAAAAAUAUGGAUAUAAAUCAUUGGAAAUUGAAGCAACUUUAUUAUUCUUUGAUACUUUGGAAAAAUCAAAUAUGACUGAUGAAAUUAAUAGAUUAACAGAUGAUAUCAUACCAAAUAUUUAUAGUUAUGGUAAUCAACACUACAUCAAACAAGCAUCAGAGAUUCUAAAUAAAAGUUUACAUAAUCAAAAAUAA
Lodderomyces jiufengensis is the source of this 1965-nucleotide messenger RNA. Its product is annotated as anaphase promoting complex subunit 5. The record is from RefSeq and is a predicted model, not a curated record. Gene Ontology annotation, molecular function: protein binding. Gene Ontology annotation, biological process: anaphase-promoting complex-dependent catabolic process; positive regulation of mitotic metaphase/anaphase transition; protein K11-linked ubiquitination. Bases 1 to 1965 code for a protein of 654 amino acids. The transcript has a single exon. Gene Ontology annotation, cellular component: anaphase-promoting complex. Lineage: Eukaryota; Fungi; Ascomycota; Pichiomycetes; Serinales; Debaryomycetaceae.